Messenger RNA from Archocentrus centrarchus (flier cichlid), 1512 nucleotides. Its product is annotated as alpha-(1,3)-fucosyltransferase 9-like. Gene Ontology annotation, molecular function: alpha-(1->3)-fucosyltransferase activity. The coding region runs from base 1 to 1083 and encodes 360 amino acids. Gene Ontology annotation, cellular component: membrane. Lineage: Eukaryota; Metazoa; Chordata; Actinopteri; Cichliformes; Cichlidae. The transcript has a single exon. The record is from RefSeq and is a predicted model, not a curated record.
AUGGAAACUGUACCUUCUCACAGAAUCCUGCGACCCCUCCUGCUCGGUGCUUUUAUACUGGGAUGUUCUGUCAUUCUGUUUUUUAUGUAUUUUAAACCAACUAUAAGCUGGUUACCAGGUCCUGUAGAGUCAACAGUAUUCAGAGAACCUGGCCUGAACCUCUUCUCCACCAACAGUGAUAAAAAUGCUACCAUUGUGCUGAUCUGGAUGUGGCCCUUUGGAAAAGAGUAUGACCCGAGCAUUUGCAGCUCAGUCUUCAACAUUGAUGGCUGUUUCAUCACAGCAGACAGGAACCUCUACAGUAAGGCAGAUGGGGUCAUCAUUCACCACCGAGACAUCAGCACUGACCUGUCCAAUCUCCCACAGCUCCAGCGACCAUCAUUCCAGAAGUGGAUAUGGAUGAACGCAGAGUCGCCAUCACACUCAUCCCAGCUCCCUGGAUUAGACAACCUGUUCAAUCUGACUGUCAAUUAUCGUCAGGAUGCUGACAUUACAGUGCCUUAUGGGUACAUUAUACCAGCAGAGGGUGAGGAGGAUUUUAUCCCACCGAAGAAAAAUACGCUGGUCUGCUGGAUUGUGAGCAACUGGAACCAGAACCAUGUUCGGGUGAAAUAUUACAAUGAGCUGAAAAAACAUGUGGAGAUUCAUACAUAUGGACAAGCCUUUGGGAAGUACAUCUCUGACCAAGAUAUUUUACCCACCAUUACCAGCUGCAAGUUCUAUCUCUCGUUUGAGAACUCCAUCCACAAGGACUACAUUACUGAGAAACUGUACAACCCGCUGACAGUGGGGACAGUGCCAGUGGUUCUUGGCCCACCCAGACAGAAUUAUGAGAACUUUAUCCAGGGAGACGCCUUCAUUCAUGUGGAGGACUUCACCUCACCCAAAGAGCUGGCUGAUUACCUGCUGCUCCUGGACAAGGAUGAGAAAAUGUACCUCAGGUACUUUGAGUGGCGGCGGCACUUCAAAGCAAAGCAGAGCUAUUUUGGGGCUGAGCACAUGUGCCUGUCCUGUGAUUACUUGCGUAGGCAUACGGAGUACAAGGUAUUCAAUAACCUUAACAAGUGGUACUGGGGUGGCUAGUGCUUUGUAGGGUUGUGUGGUUCUUGUUAUGCGGCUGAAGAAACUGUUGUAAGAUGUUUGUUCUUCAGUUAACACAAAGGUUCAUUGCUGAUCUGUCCAGAGCAGCUGAAUGGUAAUUAUUUAAAUUAGUGGCCCAAUGAGAUGUCUCACUGUCGUUCUUUUUUCUUUGAAUUUUAGUUGCUGUGAAAUUUUAAGUCUUAUUUUGUCUUUUUUCAUUAUAUAAGUUUCUGCUUAUCAGAUAACACUGAGGAUACAAUGUUUUCUUUUAAGUAUCUGCUGUUCAUUCUGCUCCUCAGGGCACUUGAAUGCAUGCCUGGCUGGCUGUGUCAACAAAGAAAGUAGAAAGAGGGGCCAGGGUGUGUGCAGUCUAGCAGAAUUAUAAAAAUAAUUUUGUUGGGUAUUACAUGCUUUUAAUCAGGAAUUGAUGCA